Molecule: messenger RNA, 1050 nt
Organism: Trichoderma atroviride IMI 206040
Lineage: Eukaryota; Fungi; Ascomycota; Sordariomycetes; Hypocreales; Hypocreaceae
Molecular function (GO): protein binding
Source: RefSeq, a predicted model, not a curated record
ACAAAUUCAUCAUCUCCAUGGACAUCACAGAGCGAUUGUCGCAAUAACACCGAAACCUUUUGUGCCUUUUCGUCCAGCAGCUUUGCAGGCGGCAGAGGUAUAUCGAUCUUAACAACGCCCGGUCGCAUUGAGAGUCUGCAGCAAUUAGCAGCCUUUGCCGAUGCUGACGCAUUAUCGGGCGUCAAUGAGCAACUUUCGCCAGCGUUUGAAGAAAAAGAGCUCCCCGGAAGAGGGCGUGGUCUCAUUGCAAAUAAGACGCUGCAUCGCGGCGAUAGGAUAUUUGCCCAUACUCCCAUCUUGAUGCUGGAUGGAGAGAGUUUUGGAGACUUGGAAAAGGAACAGUGGCUGGAGCUGGAACAUGCCGCUGUCAAUAACCUUCCACUAAAAACGAGAACGAUGUUUUCCGCACUAUAUGGCCGUCCAGUGACAGAUCCAGUGAGCGAUCGGAUUGACACUAAUGCGUUUGUACUUGAACUGAACGAAGUCACAUAUUACGCUGUGUUUCCCGAAACAGCUCGUCUCAACCACGACUGUCGCCCUAAUGCAGCCUAUUUUUUUGACAAACAAACUCUCACACACUAUGUGCACGCUAUUACAGAUAUUACUCCUGGUACCGAGAUAACCAUAACAUAUGUUGAUCCUCAUAUGCCACGCCAAAAGCGUCUCAAAAAAUUAUCUUCUCUCUGGGGAUUCGACUGCUCUUGCAGCUUAUGUAGCCUUCACCCUGAGUUAGCGCACGCAUCUGACGAACGCCUUGACCAGAUUACAACAAUAAACGACCGUCUGGAAGACUGGGAAUCGGCACCACUACAAAUGGCACAGACACUUAUCAGCCUUUACGAGCAAGAGCGCUUACACGCUCCAGCAGGCUCAGCGUAUUGGUAUGCAGCGCUGAUGAGCUGCACGCAUGGAUUGUAUUGGGAGACAAUUCGUUAUGCACAACUGGCAAUAGAGUUGGGGCUCCUAGACUACGGCUUUGAAGAUGAGAGCUUUCACCGCAUGAGGCAGCUAGCAAAAGAGCCAGCUGAAGAUGAGUGCUGGCUGGCAAGG